This is a messenger RNA of Aspergillus steynii IBT 23096, 605 nucleotides long. RefSeq lists its product as uncharacterized. Bases 349 to 588 code for a protein of 79 amino acids. The record is from RefSeq and is a predicted model, not a curated record. Lineage: Eukaryota; Fungi; Ascomycota; Eurotiomycetes; Eurotiales; Aspergillaceae. The transcript is spliced from 2 exons.
GAAAAUCUCGAGACAGAUCGGAAUGCGAGAAUUAAAUCUCUCGGGCUUCAAGAGUCCCCCGCCUUGGACAGGUCCAGCCGGCGCAGGUGGCCAGGCACCCCUCUUCAACGCCGGACGAUGAUUGACGGAGUGCCUGACUCCAGAGUGGCGUUGUGCACGCCUUUGAGCGACCCAGCCCAACCCGAGGGUUUUACGAUCGAGACCCAUCGACAGGCUAGCAGGGAAGAGAUUUUGCUCCAGACCAUCUAGCGCCCACCACCCAGGAUCGGUCUGGACCUGAAUUCAUUGUGCCAGAAGCUCGGCGCUAUACGAACGGGGACGCUACAGUCGGGAAGAGGGGGUUGUUUCAUGGACGCCUAUUUGCAGGGUUGGUGUGUCGGUAGGGUCGCACAAGGCGGGAAUUGCGGUCAUCGUAUGGAUGCGUCGAAUCGGACAGGAACGGUGUCUCGUCUAAGCCUUCUGGCUGUGAGUGUCUUAGGCCGGUCUGUUAGUCUGAGUCUAGCGCCAGUCAGUCUUAGUCUCUUCGCAUUCUCUCUUUUUUUGUGCGUGUCUCGGUGCCCGGGGUGGAUCCCGCUUGGGCUUGUUUGAUUUUUCUUUCUUUCGUG